Gloeophyllum trabeum ATCC 11539 is the source of this 1221-nucleotide messenger RNA. RefSeq lists its product as uncharacterized. The transcript is spliced from 6 exons. The coding region runs from base 1 to 1221 and encodes 406 amino acids. NCBI's taxonomy places the organism in Eukaryota, Fungi, Basidiomycota, Agaricomycetes, Gloeophyllales, Gloeophyllaceae. Gene Ontology annotation, cellular component: mitochondrial outer membrane; lipid droplet; endoplasmic reticulum membrane. The record is from RefSeq and is a predicted model, not a curated record. Gene Ontology annotation, molecular function: 3-beta-hydroxysteroid 3-dehydrogenase (NADP+) activity.
AUGUCAAUGGAGAAGGCUCGGCCUAUAAUUGUGGUUACUGGGGCAAAUAGUGGGAUAGGCUAUGGCAUCUGCCAACGACUACUUUUCCAGCUUUCGCAAGCACAUCCUCCAGAUGCUCGGCCGCAAUAUCACUUGUCUUCCAAAGUCAAGCCGGUAGAUGUCCAGGAACACGAUCCUAUAUACCCAUGUCCAGGCUUGACCUUGAUCAUGGCCUGUCGCAGCACGAAGAAAGCUGAAGAGGCUCGUACUAAACUGCUCAAUCUGCUGGACGAAGAAAUCGCGAGGCGGAAGAAAAGAUCCAAUUACGACGGCCAUGCGGGGACUUUCAGGAGGAAUCUGCGCCUAGAGAUACAAUACCUAGAUUUGUCGAAGACGUCCAGCGUGCUCAAAUUCGGAGAUGAGAUCUCUAAAAAUUAUCCCUAUGUUUCCCACUUAAUCUGUAAUGCGGGCGUCGUCAAUCUUAUUGGCAUCGACUGGCCAGAGGCCAUCAAGGAGGUGCUAACUCGACCGCUCACCGCUGUCACCGCACCAGCAUUCUACAGGCAAGCGGUGGGCCAGCUGAGCGAUGAUGGCCUGGGGUGGGUCUGGCAGUGCAAUGUCUUUGGACAUUAUGUCCUAAAACUACUCUCGUCCACGCCAGAGUCGUUGAGACCUGCGCGGGUGAUCUGGACGUCAUCUUUAGAGGGUCACCGCAGUUCCUUGGACCUGGAUGAUUACCAACUUCUGAAGACUGAGCAUUCAUACGAAGCAUCCAAAUAUCAGACGGAAUUGAUCGCGACACAUCUAUCGCGUCAGACCGCGUCGAAGGGCAAAAUAAUGCAUUUCGUAUCCCAUCCAGGCGUUGUCCAUACCAACGUGUUCUCCGCUGCGCUAACGUGGUUCACCGAUGCACUGAAAAUUCUGGCCUUCUACUUCGCCCGAAUGCUUGGGUCGCCCAAUCACCCUAUCACUCCGCUCAAGGGGGCCAUCUCCGCAGUCCAUCUUUGCCUGGUUUCUCUCUCAGUGGUUCCGCUAUACCUUGCCAACCUGAACUGGCUUGAUCCACCGGUGAAAUUUGGGUCAGAAACGGACCGGUGGGGAAAUCCUCGAAUAGGCAUACAGGAAAUCAACAAGUGGCGGGACAACGAGCGCGACACUGCCCUGUUAGUGGAACGUUGCGAGAGGUUGUACAGAGGGCUGGUUGAAGCGGAGGGACGAACUUGGACUGACCCGGACGCAUAG